GCAACUUUUGCAGAAGGGGGAGUGUGUGAUCCAGCGACAUCUCGGGGUCCGGGCGGCUGCUGUUGCUGCUGCUGCUGCUGCAGGGGGAGGGGAAAGAGCCGGAGCGAGCCCUGCUUCUGCCGCUGCUGGAGAAACGGCCAGCAGCGUGUGGGGGAGCAGGAGGGCGAUAAAGCAGCUUGCACUCUGGGCUUCACCUUGCAACCGCUCGCUUGAGCCAGCCAAGGUGUGCAAGCAGUCGGUGGGAGCCAAGACAAAAAAGACCAAAAAAAAAAAAAAAAAGCAACAACCGAAGCAACACAAGCAAACGGCAACAGCAACCAUUGCAAACGCAAGGCUACCAAGAAACUCAAGAGAAACAAUAAACCCCCACCAUGGUCCAGCAAGCGGAAAGUCCAGAAGCGGAGAGCAACCUGCCCAGAGAAGCGAUGGAUACGGAAGAAGGGGAGUUCAUGGCAUGCAGCCCAGUAGCGCUAGACGAGAGCGAUCCGGACUGGUGCAAAACGGCUUCGGGCCACAUCAAGAGACCGAUGAACGCGUUCAUGGUGUGGUCUAAGAUCGAGCGGAGAAAAAUCAUGGAGCAGUCGCCGGACAUGCACAACGCGGAGAUCUCCAAGCGCCUGGGCAAGCGGUGGAAAAUGCUCAAGGACAGCGAGAAGAUCCCUUUCAUCCGGGAGGCGGAGAGGCUGCGCCUCAAACACAUGGCCGAUUACCCCGAUUACAAAUACAGGCCGAGGAAAAAGCCCAAAAUAGACCCAUCAGCCAAGCCCAGUGCCAACCACAGCCCGGAGAAAAACACACCCACCGCGACCGGCGGCGGCGGAGGCAGCAACAACGGCGGCGGCGGCGGCGGCGGCAGCAGCAAGAGCGCUAAAAGCUCCAGUAAGAAAUGUAGCAAAGGGAAGUCGACGUCCUCCUCAUCUUCGUCCUCGUCUCCCCCCAAGCCCGGGACGAAGCUGGCUCCCCACCCGGGGGACUACGGGGGAGAGGAUUACCACCACUUCGGAGCGCUGAAAGUGAGCAGCAAAACUGUCAAGUGCGUCUUCCUGGACGAGGAAGAGGAGGAGGACGAAGACGACGACGACCUGCAGCUGCGGAUCAAGCAGGAGGAUGACGAGGAGGAGGAAGACGACGAGCACCACCAGCAGCAGCAACAGCAGCAGCAGCAGUUGAGGCGGUACAACGUAGCCAAAGUCCCGGCCAGUCCCACCUUGAGCUCCUCGGCGGAGUCCACCGAAGGGGCGAGCCUGUAUGAGGAGAUGAGGGGCGGCGCUGCCCACGCCAACAGACUCUACUACGGCUUCAAGAGCAUGCCCAAGAGUGCCCAGCAGCCCAGCCUGUCCCCGGCUUCCUCCAGGUCCAUCUCCACCUCCUCCUCCUCCUCCUCCUCUUCUUCCAGCAGCAGCAGCGAAGAGGCGGACGAUCUGAUGUUUGAUUUGAGCUUGAAUUUCUCCCAGCACACCCACGCCGCCUCGGAGCUGGGCGUGAGCUCAGCUUCAGGGAACCUGUCCCUCUCCCUCGUGGAUAAGGAUUUGGAUUCGUUCAGCGAGGGCAGCUUGGGCUCUCACUUCGAAUUCCCCGAUUACUGCACCCCGGAGCUGAGUGAAAUGAUCGCAGGCGACUGGCUGGAGGCGAACUUUUCCGACUUGGUCUUCACUUACUGAGAGAGCGAGAGAAAGUAGGGGUGGGGGGGAAGCAACGGGCAGGCGAACAAGCGGAGAAAGAGAGAUCAAAAGGACUGGGCGGGGGGGGUGGAAUCGGUAAAGGAAAGAUGAUGCUAGUGAUUAAAAGUGGUGGAGUUUUGAAGUGAAGUAAAUUAAUGAUCAAAUGUCUUGGGUUUUUCUUUGGGUUUUUUUUUUUAAUUAUUAUUUUGUUUUAUUUUUAAGUCUUGAAAUUAGUUCCAAAUCGAGUCCGGAGUUGUGAUUUCUUUUUUCCUUCUGGUCUUUUAAAUUUUUUUCCGCUAAAAUUGGUGAUCGCAACAACAGCAACAAGGAGCAAAGGCAAAUGGGACUGGGGGUUAAAAGAUACAGAAGGCGCUGUUUGAAGCUUGUCGGUCUUGUGAUUGAAGUCUGGAAGAUGGUCUGCAAAAAAAAAAAGUCUUUUGGCAGCACAACUGUUACUCAAGGGGGUUUGUGGAUUUUUGUUUCUCCGACAGAGGUUUUAAAGGACCGUUCCAAUUUUUUUUCCUCGUAAAAGGGACCAUUGCAACUUUUUGUUUGUUUGGAGGGAGAAAACUGAUGUCUUCUAUGCAUCCGAUUCUUAACAAAGCUGCAGGGAGCUUGAAAAAAAAUGCAGACUGUACAAACGCAUACAAAAAACAAAAACUGUGAACUGACUUAAGAUCAGAGUUUACUUUUCAGAUCAAAUUGUUUAUGGUUUUGCAAAUGUGAUUUCUACUUGCCAACUUUUUUUUUGUAACUUGUUCCCUUAUACCUCCUUGAUUGAAUACCAGACAGCCUAGACCUCAGUACACAAAGGUAUUGAAACAUUUUUGAUACAUAACAGACCUCAGUCUUUUUAAAAAAUUAAUAUAUUUUCAGGCGUAUUUUUGUACAGUGAAAGGGAACAUUCUUGCUGUGUUUUUUCAGUAAGACUUUUCAGGCACUUCUUCCCUUUUAUUUUUAUUUUUUAUUUUUUCUUCUGUUUUUAGCAUGCAAGUUAUGGGUACGUUUAUGUCCUGGUUUUUAAAGGAUUAAAAAAAUCCUUGCAUCUAAAGGCCUUGUGGUUUAAAAAAAAAUGAAACAAACACUUUUUUGUACAGCUAUAGUGCAGAUUUGUUCAAUAUUUGUAGGUAAAGAUUUAUUGAAAAUGGUGAUAUAGACCUCAGAGCUGUUAUCUUAGUUUAAAAGAUUGUAUAUGUACUGUACUAUAGUAGGAAUUUAUGUAUCUCAUACGCUGUGAUAUGUGGAUGGGGGCCCAGAUGGAAGGUAUGAAACUGGAUUCUCUCUUCUUUUUAAAAAACAAAAAAUAAAAGGAAUGGGGAAAAGAAAGGCACAUAGUAAAAGAAAAAAGUUUCUCAUUUUGUGCAAUAUAAUUCUUUAAAGUACAGACCAUCUGCGUAUUUUGUAGCAAACGAUGGCAAAAAACAGACUUGUGCACUGUCAACAUCAUUGCCUGUUUUUUUUUAAAUGCUGAAAGUCUGUAUCUUGACAAUUUUAAUAAAUCAGCUGGAACUGAUAGAAACUCGAUUCCUAUUAGUGUCUGUAGAAGUAAUGCUGGUGGAGAUGCCAUGUAGCCAAACCUCACCCAUGGAGGAGCCUUAGCUGAGACUAAGUGCAUAGCUGGGGGAGGGAGAGAAGGGAGGGUUAAGGUGAAAUAGAUUUAAAAGGGCUGAUCUUAUUCUUUUAUACCUCCUUCCUUUUCUGCUUCCUCUCCCACUUUCUAAUCUGCUCUUAAUCACUCCAUCGCCUCCACCUUGAAUUCCCCCACCCCAGGUAAGCUAGAGGCGGUGGGCUGGGUAAGGGGGUGGGCGAUGCAGGAAGGUUAACCCUGAACAAGGCUGUAGAAAAAUGGCGGGAUAAGAGGUGAAGGGUCCUCGAUUCAGUACGUGUUUUAGCGCGGUGUGCUCUUGUGUGUGCAUAUGGCUGUGUCUGAGGGGCAGGUACCAAGCCAGAGAGGAUGCUAUGCAGGGAGGGCGUUUCAGCAAUGAGAGGACUGUUGGAGCUUCGGCUAGGGGUGGGUAAUCUUGCGCUGCCGUUUUGGGGGUGGGUCACCUUCAGGCUUGGGCUGUGUGUGUGCUUGUGCGCGCGCGGCCGAGGCGAGAGGUUUAUUCAAGAGUCUUACAGGGGCUGGGUUCUUCCUACUGCCCCCCUGCCGAAGCUCCUCCCCGCAAGCUUUCUCUUGGAAAAGGAUGCUCUCUAGGGAAGGGGCAUCUCUCUUUCCCUCCCUCACCGCUUUCUGUGUGUCGAGGAGGGAACAGCGUCGCGCUCUCCUUGGCCGUGGAAAAAAAAAAGGGGGGAGGGAGGCUGUCUCUUGCACGCAGCCUUCGGUCGCCAUCAGGUUCGCUCUGUGCGGAGGGGUGUGUCUUGACCAUGUGUGGCAGGCGCUGAGUUCGCUUGGAAUGUUGCUGCUGCUGCUGCGGCCCGCCUCAGGAGCGCGCGGCUGAGGGGGGACGGCAGGGGGUUGGCCGCGCGGGGGAGGGACUCUCGGGUCGUGCUGGCUAUUUAGAGCAUAGUCUGAAAUGAGCAUAGCGAGAAGAAAAUGUGCUAUGGGGGACUGGGAGGCGCGCGAGGCAACUGACAUGUGUGCUUGUUUUGUGCUUAAGAAGAAGAAGAAGAAGAAUCUUGGUGAGACCAUUUUUGGUGUGGAAGAGUGAGCGCGCCAUUGGCACCCGUCUCCUUCCGUUCUCCACACACUCACCCAGCAGCCGCCGCCAGCUUAUCCCACGGCUGGGGCUGUUCCCCUCCUCCCUCCCCCUUCCAGAGCAGCAGCAGGAAAAGCGCGCGGGUCCCCGAGAAUCGAAGAGGGCGUGUUGCGUGUGGGGGGGAGGGGAUGAGUCUAAGCCUGGAGACAGCAGCCUGAGCAUCCAUCUUCCCUCCGCUCUCUCUUGGAUGCGUGAAGGGAGGCACCUUUUCUUCUUAACAGGAGGAGGGUUGCUGAUGGCUUGUCUUAUUUUUCACUCAGGCAGCUGGCCUCUCUUCCACCCCCACCCGCCCCAGCUCCAUUUCAUUCAGGAGCCUUUCUGUUGGUUAUCAUUAAACAGACUGCCGAGGGGUGUGUCUGUCUUAUAAGCAACUUGGAUAGCGUGUUUUACUUCCAGCGCUUUAGUGUGCUUUUUUUUAAAAAAUGCAGUUUUAUGUGUUGAACACAACUGGUAGACACCUUUUGAGUGCAGUUGCUUCCAUGCAGUGGCUCUCCUUUCUUCUUCAUUAGCUUGGGCAGGACCUCUGUAGCCCCAAAAGUUGCUCUGGAGAGAAUGUUAUUUGCAUCUCUAUUGCCUUAUUACACUGCUUCAUCAGCUCCAGAGCAACAGGGAGUUGCUUUACCAAUGAGACAUGCUCCAGUUCUCUUUCUAUGAGACCAUGGACCAUAACUGUGUCACAAGCAGGGGAUCUAUGAGCUUCUGCAGAUUUUUUUUUUUUUAAGCUUCAUGCCAUCAUAUUUCUGUCUUAAACUUUGGAAAACAAAAUCUAAUGAUGGUACUACUAUGUGCAUGUUGUUAGGCAGAAGUGUAAGCUUUUUUGAGGAUGGGGCAUAACUCAGUGGUAUAGGGACACAGAAGGGCCUUGGUAAAAUUCCUAGCAUCUCCAGGUAGGACUGGAGCUUUCUGUCAGCAGCCCAGAAAGCUGCUUCUAGGCAGCAUAGACAACACUGACCUAGAUGGUCUGACUAACAAGGCAGCUUCACCUGUAUACAUGGUGGCAGGCAUUCCCACCAAUAAAGUACUUCCACAGUUGUCAAUACAGUGAAUUAUCCUUCUGAUUUUUCCAAAAUCACCAACUCUCACCAUGUUUAUUCACCCUUAAAAGUUUUCAAUGAGACGUACUUCCAAAAAUUUUAACUUUAUGAGUAAGUUAAAAUCUGUAGGACCUAACUUUUGACUAAAUAUGGUCAACUGGGCUGUUGGUAAUUUAUAAGGACAAUUUGCUGUGUUGGUGACUUUGGGAAUGAAUAACAGCUCUACGACUUCAGACUGGCUGAAAAUGAAGAGUCCUGCAUACACAUCUGUAUGGCAUAAAUAAAACAUUUUAUAUCUGCAAAAUGUUACAUUUGAUCAAAAUAUAAUCUUUGACAUCUGAGUUGUGAAAGAGCUCUUUUUUAGCUUAACAGUUGAUUGAACUGUUAGUAAAAGACCUAUUCGUCCUAAAUGGGGUGGGGGGGGAAGCUUUGUCUAAAACUUGGAUUGAAAUAAUAUAGCAUAUCUAGAAACUUCGUGUCUUGCAUUGUGUUAAGCCUUUAUGAGAAACUGUGUUUUAGGACAACACCUAGUACAAUAUACUAAAAGUACCUUUGGCUAUGGAUAGACUUCAAUAAAAUAGAUAUUCUUGAAUUUUGAGGUUUUGGUCUCAAAUUAUUGUGUUUAAUGACUUAAAAUUAGUUUUAAGUGCCAAAGCAGAGACUUUGAUGUACAAUUUAGCCUUUAGGUCUCUUGGAGUUGAGCACUGUCAAGUUUAUAGACUAGCUGUGAUAACAUGUGUUGAUCAAACUCUACUCAUUUAAAACUGAGCCAAUUGUUUUUGUUUUUAAGCUAUCAUAAGCUCAUUGAUGGAGAUGAUCUCCCUGUCCCUUUUUCUCACGUGCAUCCUUGUUUAUGAAAAUGAUGGUCAGUGGAACAGAUGUGUGCAGAUGUUUGGUAAGCUAUGCACCCACUGCAAUCAAAUUACAGGGUGGACUGGGUGGAUGGCAGAAGCUAUGCAAGUGUCUGUCUCUACUCCUUAGUUUGUGGAUAUACAAAUUUAUCUAAUUGAUCGUAAUGUGAAACAUUACGACUGAAUAUACAUCUACAUUAGUUGGCAUUGUGGGUGGGUUAGGAAUAACUUUUCCAAAGGAGUGUCUGAACUUUGUCUUGUAUAGUUUUGGGGAAGAGACUGCACAAUACUAUAUAAGAUUUCAGUGAAUGUGCAAUAUACAAGGAAAUAGAACUUGCAUUUUGUCUGGAAAGCUUUUAAAUUUUAUUCAUUUGAUGGCUAGCUUUUUCUACACUUCCCUUAUUCUAUACUAGGGAAGAGAGUUAUUCAGUCUGUCAAGCCACUUUAGGCUUAGUUUUUUUCUUCUGUUUACAUCCAUGCCAAAAUGCCCAUUAUCAGAAACUGCAAAGCAAUCCUACUACAGUCAGGAAACCUCAUAUUGUUUUCCAAUAUGAGUUUUCCAGUUACUUUCCAGUUCCAGAACUUCAACCCUAAGCACACUUACUAGGGAGUCAAAAUCAUUGAAUUCAGUGGAUGUGACUUCUGAGUAAACAAGCUUAGGAUUAUGUUGCAUGUUUACUUCCAAAUACACAUUUUAGUUCUUCCUUGUAAGUGUACAAGUGUACAUUUUGCAGACUACUCUCCUUUAAAAAGUGUUUGUUUUAGACACACUAACUCCCCUUGGCUGUAGUGUGUUCUCUCUCUCUCUCUCGUUCCUCAGCACUUUUGUUCUCUGUGGGUGAGGAUAUGUAUAAUUGCAGGGCAUAAAACAAAAUGUUUUAAAUGAUUGUCAACUUCUUGAUGAAUGAACAUUUCUUGACCUAUAGUAUAAUAUUUCAAAAAGCAACCUAAGAUGUUUUUUAAAGACACUUUUUGGAAGAUGAAAUCCAGUUUGUAUCUUUCCUUCUGGCUACUUCCUCUAAUGUUUGAAAAUCUAAUUCACAAAAAUGUUUAAUUCUUUAAGGGCAAUAUAUAUGACAGAUUAAAUAGAAAGAUUGAUUAAAAAUGUCUUUUAAAAUUGUAUUUACUCUAAAUAUAGAUGUCCAUACAUGCAAAAGGUAACUUUUUCCUAGUGUAGUGUCUACAGAAAGUGAUUUGAACUAUGAGGCUUUAAUGGCCAUUCAUGCCAAUGUAAAUUGGUUAUAAAACUUAUAGUUAGACCAAUCUCUGUUGAAUGUGAAGUAAGAAUCAGACACUAUAGACUUAAUUUAGUCUUUGGUAGUCUACUCUAGCAGAACUUUGUUCUAUAUCUCCACCUUUUGACACACAUUCCUAUUCUAUGGCCUGGUAAGAUCCUGAUCCUGCACUUCUUAGAAAAACAUUGAGUUUGAUUUGUAUUUUUCAAAGUUUUAAAAUUGUGGGCCUUGAUUCUCCAAUAGGUUGAAAACUUAGUUCUCUUCUCACAGUCCCACCCUUAAAUCUUCAGUAGUUACAAGAGCUAGAGAGAAAUUCCAUAUGUUAAUCUACCUUUGUAGUUCACCAGUUUUUUGAAUCCCACUCUCUCUUUCUCUCUCUUUACUACCACAUUGUAAGUUGUGGGGAUUUUUCUUUCCACACACUACCUAUAGCAAUUAACUGCCUAAUUGAUUUUUACCCACCCUUCAUGGAUGCAGUGAAUUUUUAAGAGAAUUUCACAAGCAAGUAGUUUUUUAGUGAGUUUAAAAGUAAACAGAGUUUAAAGAACCUAUUUUUAUAUUCAGUAUAAAGCACAAAUGUGCAGAAAGUGUAGAGUGACUUACAAAAAGGGAAGUAAAAGUCCAUAAUAUUUCAUGUAUAAAAGUAAUACCUUAAUUGGGUAUUGAUCCUCCUAGAAAGACCCAAUAGUUAUGCCAGUGCAAAGAUAGGAUUAUUGCGACAUGUCCUUGGAAAUGAUGGACAGCAAUUUCACAGGAAUGACUUCUAUGAAUAUAAGCAACCUCUUAAAGCACUAUGGCCAGGAUGGGAUUGGUGGUUCUCAAGAAUGCAUAGACAACCUGGAAGUUUGAAAAAAGAGUUCGCUGUUUUUAUUAAAUCAUCAUAUCUCAUUGCUUUGGUGGAUAUAUUUUCAGAUCCAGAUUUUCCCUGACAUAAGAUAAAGGGAAUAUUCAAAUUGGCUUUCUAGUUAAUAUUCAAGAAAUCAAAAUGAACUGAUAUAACACCCACCAUGUUCUAAGUAAAUCAGGGAAAACAAACCCACUACAGCCUUUUCAACAAGGCUGGGAUUUCAUCCCUAGAAUUUUAUUUUCUGGAAAAGAGUGAUGAUGUAAUAAAUACUAACCUAGGAACUCCUAUUCUCAUAGUUUAUUUUUCUUUCUAUCUUCAUGCUUAUCUUUGAAACCAAAUUUGCCUCAACUCCUGGUAUUGCCAGGAAUGAAAGUUAGUAUGCUAUUGCCACUUCAUUUGCAAUUUCUGGUUUUUGAUCUUGUUAAAAACGUUGGCAGUUUGGAGUCUCUACAUAAUGCUGUGAUUCUUUCUUUCUUUCUUUCUUUCUUUCUUUCUUUCUUUCUUUCUUUCUUUCUUUCUGGUGGGCUGUUUUAGUUUGAAGGCCUAUUGUACCAGUGUGGGACUUUUGAUGGUUACAACAUUUGUGAGAUGUUGCAUGAUGGCCACAGGUGGAGUAAAUGGAAUGUCUUUAGAGCAGGUUUUUUUCUCAGCAUGACACUUUUAAAAAUGUGUAAUUUCAAAAUAAUAAUAAAAAGGUUUUCCAAGGCCACAUGAAAAAUAAGUUUUCAUAGCCACUCCAGGUAUAGGGAGGGGAAGAAUGCUGAAAAGUACUUUUGUCUAGUACUUUUGAAGUCUGAAUGAUGGUGGUGGGGGGGAAAGACCUUCUUCAAGGUUUUGCAUGCCAGUGCACAGGCCUAUUGCUGUGAGAAGGAGAAAAAGAAGAGAGUAAGGUUUGCUUGAGGCAAUGCACUGGAGGACAAAAGUGUUUUCUAGCACUAGGAAAAAAAGAAAAAUGCAUGGCAGAGUUUUGUCUUCUAGUAGACUAUAUAGCAUGCAGAGUUUAGUAUGUGUCAAAACAGUGUAUGACAUUGCUGUAUCAAAGUUGUAAAGUUAAGCAUUAUUUAUUGAAAACUAUGUAUUUUUUUUUUGUAAAAAUCUGAUCACCUAGAGGAUUAAUAUCAUUCACUUGUGCUAGCGCUACAUUCUUAACCAGCUUCUUUACUACAGUACUUGAUAUGCAGUGUUAAACGCUCAGGGUUGAAAAACAGUCCACUCCAAUGUCUCUUCUCUCUUUUUCUUUUUUUCUCCUUUGGGAAAGGAUUUCAAAUAAAGGAACAACUUGAUACAAUUGUUCAAAAGACUAAUAAAAGUGUGUGAUCAAUCUUUAUGUGUUUUUAAUGUGGACCCCCCUCCCUUCACCCAUUUUGUGUAUUAUAUAUAUUGAAAAAAGAGGAAAUUAUUUAAGGGCUCUGCUCUUCAUUUUGUGGGGCAACCAAAUUUUUCAGUCAUUAAACAUAUUGUGUCUUUUCAAGCAAACAUGGCUCACAGCCCUGGCCACAAUAGCCUGAGCAAAAUGCUCUUAUGUGCCGACCUGUGAUGCCCUGAAAACCAGUCAAAUUAUUUCUAUUUUACUGCUUUUACUGCUUUGGGUAAACCACAGCAAAGUAGCUUUUAGAUUCAUAAUUUCAGUCAGUGUUUUAAAGUUGAACAUGAAAUAAUGAAAUAAGUGAAGUUUCUACUCUUGGAUUAAAUACCAGCAAACUCCAUUUCUCUGUAUCUUUUUUCUACAGACAAUUUACACUGUAAAUGUAUUUUGACAUAGAAAUAAAUCAUUCUGUAUUAAGA
Messenger RNA from Hemicordylus capensis (graceful crag lizard), 10112 nucleotides. RefSeq names its product SRY-box transcription factor 11 (gene SOX11). The record is from RefSeq and is a predicted model, not a curated record. The transcript has a single exon. Lineage: Eukaryota; Metazoa; Chordata; Lepidosauria; Squamata; Cordylidae. Gene Ontology annotation, biological process: anatomical structure morphogenesis; negative regulation of transcription by RNA polymerase II; neuron differentiation. Gene Ontology annotation, molecular function: RNA polymerase II cis-regulatory region sequence-specific DNA binding; DNA-binding transcription activator activity, RNA polymerase II-specific. Bases 372 to 1661 code for a protein of 429 amino acids.